Messenger RNA from Homo sapiens (human), 23296 nucleotides. It is a transcript of the gene RALGAPA2, whose product is annotated as Ral GTPase activating protein catalytic subunit alpha 2. NCBI's taxonomy places the organism in Eukaryota, Metazoa, Chordata, Mammalia, Primates, Hominidae. The transcript has 39 exons. The coding region runs from base 165 to 5825 and encodes 1886 amino acids. Gene Ontology annotation, molecular function: GTPase activator activity. The record is from RefSeq and is a predicted model, not a curated record. Gene Ontology annotation, cellular component: cytoplasm; nucleus. Gene Ontology annotation, biological process: regulation of small GTPase mediated signal transduction.
GGAGACACAGCUGAGGCGGCGGCGGCGGCGGCGGCGGCGGCAGCAGCGGGGCUGGGGGCGGCGAGUGGCCCGCGCGACACGCGCCGGCCUCGACCCUAUGCUUUGAUUCGCGUGGCGCAGGCGCCUACUGCCCCGCCGGCGGGGCCCGGGCUUCCUGCCGCGGGAUGUUCUCCCGAAGGAGCCACGGGGAUGUGAAGAAGUCCACCCAGAAGGUGCUGGACCCGAAGAAGGACGUGCUGACCCGCCUGAAGCACCUGCGGGCGCUGCUGGAUAAUGUGGAUGCAAAUGAUCUUAAGCAGUUUUUUGAGACCAACUAUUCUCAGAUAUAUUUCAUCUUCUAUGAAAAUUUUAUAGCACUGGAAAAUAGUUUGAAAUUAAAAGGGAAUAAUAAGUCACAAAGGGAGGAGCUGGACUCCAUCCUCUUCCUUUUUGAAAAAAUACUGCAGUUUCUACCUGAACGAAUUUUCUUUCGAUGGCAUUACCAGAGUAUAGGCUCAACUUUAAAGAAGCUUCUACACACUGGAAAUUCUAUUAAGAUAAGAUGUGAAGGAAUCAGGCUGUUUCUUCUGUGGCUUCAAGCACUUCAGACAAACUGUGCAGAAGAGCAGGUUCUGAUUUUUGCUUGCCUGGUGCCUGGUUUCCCAGCAGUCAUGUCAUCCAGGGGCCCUUGCACACUGGAGACACUCAUCAAUCCCAGCCCUAGUGUAGCUGAUGUAAAGAUAUAUCCAGAAGAAAUCACUCCACUCCUACCAGCCAUAUCAGGGGAGAAGAUUGCUGAGGACCAAACCUGCUUUUUUCUUCAAAUACUGUUGAAGUAUAUGGUUAUUCAGGCUGCGAGCUUGGAGUGGAAGAAUAAGGAGAAUCAAGAUACUGGUUUUAAAUUUCUUUUUACAUUGUUUCGAAAGUAUUAUCUUCCUCAUUUAUUUCCAUCAUUUACUAAGUUAACAAACAUCUACAAACCUGUACUUGACAUCCCCCAUUUGAGACCAAAGCCUGUGUACAUUACUACCACUCGAGACAAUGAGAACAUUUACAGUACAAAGAUUCCAUAUAUGGCAGCUCGUGUUGUUUUUAUUAAGUGGAUUGUAACCUUCUUUUUGGAAAAAAAGUAUCUAACUGCAACACAAAACACUAAAAAUGGAGUUGAUGUAUUGCCUAAAAUCAUCCAGACUGUUGGUGGUGGUGCUGUGCAGGAGAGAGCGCCUGAGCUGGAUGGUGGUGGGCCCACGGAGCAGGACAAAAGCCAUUCUAACAGCAGCACCUUGUCGGACCGAAGACUCAGCAACUCCAGCCUCUGUAGCAUUGAAGAAGAGCACCGAAUGGUGUAUGAAAUGGUACAGCGGAUUCUCUUGUCAACACGAGGUUAUGUCAACUUCGUGAAUGAAGUAUUUCACCAGGCAUUUUUGUUGCCUUCCUGUGAGAUAGCUGUAACAAGAAAAGUAGUUCAAGUGUACAGAAAGUGGAUUCUCCAGGACAAACCUGUGUUCAUGGAGGAGCCAGAUAGAAAAGAUGUUGCCCAAGAAGAUGCUGAAAAAUUAGGAUUUUCCGAGACUGAUAGCAAGGAGGCCUCAUCUGAAAGUUCUGGUCAUAAACGAUCUUCCAGUUGGGGACGCACAUACUCCUUCACAAGUGCAAUGAGCAGAGGGUGUGUGACAGAGGAGGAAAAUACAAAUGUGAAAGCCGGCGUCCAGGCUUUGUUGCAGGUAUUUUUGACGAACUCUGCAAACAUCUUUUUGUUGGAACCAUGUGCUGAAGUUCCUGUGCUCUUGAAAGAACAAGUUGAUGCUUGUAAAGCUGUUUUGAUUAUUUUUAGGCGCAUGAUAAUGGAGCUUACAAUGAAUAAAAAGACAUGGGAACAGAUGUUGCAAAUACUACUCAGGAUAACAGAAGCUGUCAUGCAGAAGCCAAAGGAUAAACAAAUAAAGGACUUGUUUGCCCAGAGCUUGGCAGGGUUACUAUUUAGGACGCUCAUGGUAGCUUGGAUCCGAGCAAACCUCUGUGUGUACAUUUCUCGAGAGCUCUGGGAUGACUUUCUUGGUGUGCUGUCCUCCCUCACGGAAUGGGAGGAACUUAUAAACGAGUGGGCCAACAUUAUGGACUCCUUGACAGCAGUGCUUGCAAGAACCGUUUAUGGAGUUGAGAUGACAAACCUACCUCUGGAUAAAUUAAGUGAACAAAAGGAAAAGAAGCAACGAGGCAAAGGCUGUGUUCUAGAUCCUCAGAAAGGAACCACCGUGGGGAGGUCCUUUUCUCUCAGCUGGCGGAGCCACCCAGAUGUGACCGAACCGAUGCGAUUUAGGAGUGCCACCACGUCUGGAGCACCGGGAGUGGAAAAGGCAAGAAAUAUUGUUCGCCAAAAAGCAACUGCUAAGCGAAGCCAGUCUAUCAGCAACUGUGUCCACCUUUCUGAGGCUUUGCCUGCCACUAAAAGCGUCCCGCUCCUCCUUCACACCGUGAGCGCUCUCUUACCUGGUCUCUCUUACUCUUCUUGCUCUCACAGGCUGUCAGAAGUGGAGGAGUGUCAACAGUCAGAAAAUGCACCUGCAGCCGGAUCUGGCCAUCUCACAGUGGGACAGCAGCAGCAGGUCCUUCGGAGCAGCAGCACCUCCGACAUCCCCGAGCCGCUGUGCUCAGAUUCUUCUCAGGGUCAAAAGGCAGAAAACACACAGAAUUCGAGUUCUUCAGAGCCUCAGCCUAUUCAAGAGAAUAAAGGACAUGUGAAGAGAGAACAUGAAGGAAUAACAAUCUUAGUUCGAAGAAGCAGCAGCCCUGCUGAAUUGGAUUUGAAAGAUGAUUUGCAGCAGACACAAGGAAAAUGUAGGGAAAGACAGAAGAGUGAAAGUACCAACAGUGACACAACUCUGGGCUGUACCAAUGAGGCAGAGCUGUCCAUGGGCCCAUGGCAGACCUGUGAGGAAGACCCAGAACUGAAUACUCCCACAGAUGUUGUGGCUGAUGCUGAUGCCCGUCAUUGGUUACAACUGAGUCCCACCGAUGCUUCAAAUUUAACAGAUAGCAGCGAGUGCCUCACAGAUGACUGUAGUAUAAUCGCCGGGGGGAGCCUCACUGGUUGGCACCCAGACUCUGCUGCUGUGUUAUGGCGAAGGGUCUUGGGGAUCCUCGGAGAUGUGAAUAACAUCCAGUCACCCAAGAUCCAUGCCAGAGUUUUCUGCUAUCUCUAUGAACUCUGGUACAAACUAGCAAAGAUACGGGAUAAUCUAGCAAUAAGCCUGGAUAACCAGUCUUCUCCAUCUCCUCCAGUUUUGAUCCCACCACUCAGAAUGUUUGCAUCAUGGCUGUUUAAGGCGGCGACACUGCCAAAUGAAUAUAAGGAAGGCAAACUACAAGCCUACAGGCUGAUCUGUGCCAUGAUGACCAGACGCCAGGACGUUCUGCCAAACUCAGAUUUCCUGGUGCAUUUUUACCUUGUGAUGCACCUGGGAUUAACCAGCGAGGAUCAGGAUAUCUUAAAUACGAUCAUAAGGCACUGUCCACCCCGCUUUUUCUCCCUGGGUUUUCCUGGCUUCUCAAUGCUGGUGGGGGACUUCAUCACGGCCGCUGCCAGGGUCCUUAGCACAGACAUUUUGACGGCGCCUCGUUCAGAGGCUGUCACUGUCCUCGGCUCUCUGGUCUGCUUUCCAAAUACCUACCAGGAGAUUCCUUUACUGCAGUCAGUGCCAGAAGUAAAUGAGGCCAUUACAGGAACUGAAGAUGUCAAGCAUUACCUCAUAAAUAUUUUACUGAAGAAUGCCACAGAAGAACCAAAUGAAUAUGCAAGAUGCAUUGCUGUUUGCUCCCUUGGGGUCUGGAUAUGUGAAGAGCUUGCACAGUGUACAAGCCACCCUCAGGUGAAAGAGGCCAUCAAUGUGAUAGGAGUAACUCUGAAGUUUCCCAACAAAAUCGUGGCCCAGGUAGCUUGCGAUGUCCUUCAGUUGCUGGUUUCCUACUGGGAGAAGCUUCAGAUGUUUGAAACCUCUCUGCCUCGGAAAAUGGCAGAAAUCCUCGUGGCCACAGUUGCUUUUCUUUUACCAAGUGCAGAGUACUCCUCAGUGGAAACAGACAAGAAGUUUAUUGUGUCCUUGCUACUCUGCCUCUUGGACUGGUGCAUGGCAUUGCCCGUGAGUGUCCUUCUCCACCCCGUGUCCACAGCAGUCCUAGAGGAGCAGCAUUCGGCCAGAGCCCCCUUGCUGGAUUAUAUCUACAGGGUUUUGCACUGCUGUGUGUGUGGCUCAAGCACGUACACCCAACAGAGUCACUACAUACUGACCCUGGCUGACUUGUCAUCCACGGAUUAUGACCCCUUCCUGCCACUGGCAAAUGUGAAGAGCUCUGAGCCAGUCCAGUAUCAUUCAUCAGCAGAAUUGGGUAACCUGCUGACUGUUGAAGAGGAGAAGAAGAGAAGAAGUUUGGAGUUGAUCCCUUUGACUGCUCGAAUGGUGAUGGCCCACCUGGUGAACCACCUGGGGCACUACCCCCUCAGUGGGGGCCCUGCCAUACUGCACAGCCUUGUCAGCGAGAACCAUGACAAUGCCCAUGUGGAAGGCUCCGAGCUGUCCUUUGAGGUGUUCAGAAGUCCAAACCUGCAGCUGUUUGUAUUUAAUGAUAGCACCCUCAUCUCCUACCUUCAGACACCCACAGAAGGACCGGUAGGGGGAUCACCAGUGGGCUCUCUCUCUGAUGUGAGAGUAAUUGUGAGGGAUAUCUCAGGGAAGUACUCUUGGGAUGGUAAGGUUUUAUAUGGACCUUUGGAAGGCUGCUUAGCACCCAAUGGAAGAAAUCCUUCAUUUCUGAUUUCGAGCUGGCAUCGUGACACAUUUGGACCUCAGAAAGACUCUUCUCAAGUUGAGGAGGGGGAUGAUGUUCUUGACAAAUUACUUGAAAACAUUGGCCAUACAAGUCCUGAAUGCCUUUUACCGUCACAGCUAAAUCUAAAUGAACCUUCCCUAACCCCAUGUGGCAUGAACUAUGACCAAGAGAAGGAAAUCAUUGAGGUCAUUUUGCGCCAAAAUGCUCAAGAGGAUGAGUAUAUCCAGAGUCAUAACUUCGAUUCUGCAAUGAAAGUCACCAGCCAAGGGCAGCCCUCCCCAGUGGAGCCCCGAGGACCCUUUUAUUUCUGCAGGUUAUUGCUUGAUGACUUGGGAAUGAAUUCUUGGGACAGAAGGAAGAAUUUUCAUCUAUUGAAGAAAAAUUCAAAAUUAUUGAGAGAGCUGAAAAAUUUGGACUCCCGCCAGUGCCGUGAGACACACAAAAUCGCAGUGUUUUACAUUGCUGAAGGUCAAGAAGACAAGUGUUCAAUCCUCUCUAAUGAAAGAGGAAGCCAAGCAUAUGAAGACUUUGUUGCUGGACUUGGAUGGGAGGUGGAUCUCUCCACCCACUGUGGGUUCAUGGGUGGCCUUCAGCGCAAUGGCAGCACCGGGCAGACGGCCCCUUACUAUGCUACCUCAACUGUGGAAGUGAUUUUCCAUGUUUCCACUCGAAUGCCGUCAGACUCAGAUGAUUCCCUCACCAAAAAGCUUCGUCACUUGGGGAAUGACGAGGUCCAUAUCGUCUGGUCUGAACACUCCAGAGACUACCGCAGGGGUAUUAUCCCAACUGCCUUUGGAGAUGUUUCAAUCAUUAUUUACCCAAUGAAGAAUCACAUGUUCUUCAUCGCGAUAACGAAGAAACCUGAGGUUCCAUUUUUUGGGCCUCUGUUUGAUGGAGCCAUAGUGAGUGGGAAGCUGCUGCCAAGCCUUGUAUGUGCCACGUGCAUCAACGCCAGCAGGGCUGUGAAGUGCCUCAUCCCACUCUACCAGAGCUUGUAUCUUUUUGCUUUAAAUGUGUAACUUACUAACCAUCCCAGAAUCAAGAUUCCUGGCAGUUUUUCAUAAGAGUGUUGGUGCAUGUUAAGAUGAAGGCAGAGCUACACUGCUCCAUUCCGAAGAAGCAUUUGGCCACUAACUGAUAAAAGAGCCAGGAUCCAUGUAUAAAUUAUUCAGAAAUUUGGUAAAUAAACAUGCAAACUUCUAGCUGGGGCUAUUGCUAUUGCAUUAUUCAGCCCAAUAAAGAGAAUUUAAUUUAAUGGAUUUUCAGCAACAUUGUUCAAUGAUCAACAAAAGGCAUACUGUCUUUUAUGAAUAACUGAUUUUCCCGGGGCAUUCUGAAGAAAGUGGGUCCUCGUUAACCCUAGAAUGGCUAGCUAAUGUAAUUGAAGCGCGACCACCUGGCAGUGAGGUUGCCCGUCAGCUGCCAAGGAAGGCCCGGGCCGGGGAGUACCAGGUGCUCUGCUCUCGCUGUCUGAUUGUUACAGUGGAAUAAACAGCGUGAUUGCACAGUAUGGCCGGGGGCGAGAAUCCAAGACUGCUGCCAACCAGAGCGCGGGCUUUCUUCCCUAGUCUUUGACAAGGGGGGCCAAAAGUGCUUCUAUUCAGAGCAGGUAAAGCUGACAAAGCUCCGAUGCUGUCUGCGCAAUUAGGAUGAAAGAAAAUAAGACUGGCCCAAGAACGAACCAGCAGUGAGCCUCAAGUACCUGUUUCUGUAUUGUACAAAGCCUAGGCCUAUUUAAUACAGGCUGGGAAGUUUAAGCAUAAAAAUUUAAAAUAAAUUCAAGAAAAAGAACUUAAAUACUCAGUGACCACUGUUUCUUAGAGCAGGUCAGCAUUAUUAUGCUUCCUGUUUUGAAGCAAAAUUCCAAGUCGUCACCAUACAAAAAACUUUAUUUUGGCCCGAAUUCCAUAGUAACCCAAAUACCCUGUUUCUUUGAUUAUACUUCAUGUAUUCUGGGCCAGGUCAUUUUGCUUUCUCUAUCUUCCUUUAUAAAGCCCUACAAGCAUCUAUAUUUAACUCACUGAAAUAGUCCUCACUCUGUGGUGUUGUUUAUUCUCAGUAAUUUUUUUUAAGUGCUGCUGCCCGUGUGGAGAUAUAAAAGAAAAUUAGCAUUAUUUGACUUGUAAAAACUUAAUUAAGAAAUAGACAUUAUGACCUAAGGGGUUUUGAAUGUGAAAUGGUUCAUUAAGUUUUUGUUAAUAGGAAAGUAAAGAGCACUUUCCCCAAACAGCAAGAACAAAAUCGCUUUCUCUUAACACAUUGAUUUAUUUCAUUUGCUAAGCACAGGAACCAUGAAAUGCUUCAUCCCAUUAGCACAUUAAAUAUGUGCAGAAGUAAAAUUACAGCUGAACAGCACCUUGUACUUUGUACUCAUGGUGUGUACAUUUCAGUAGGCUAGGAGGAAAAAACGAACUGUAGAAAGAUAAUUUUAUGGAAUUAAAUUACCUGUUUUGUAUUGCUCUGAAGCUGUGCAUGUAGCUGUGGAUUCAGAGGGACUUGAACUGUUGCCUGCGGCUUUUCACUGGAUAAUCCCAUCACCCUCCCCAGCCCACUCCCCCAGGAUCGGUAUCUAUCAUGGGAAAAUAGAAAUGAGAAAAAUGUUUCCUGUUGGGUAUUUAGUCUCUCUAGUGAUACCUAACUGUAAAAAGUGACCAGGGGCUGGGUGUGGUCGCUCACACCUAUAAUCCCAUCACUUGGGGAGGCUGAGGCCAGUGGAUCGCUUAAGCUCUGGAGUUCGAGACCAGCCUGGGCAACAUGAUGAAACCCCAUCUCUACAAGAAAUACAGAAGUUAGCUGGGCAUGGUGGUGUGCGCCUGUAGUCCCAGCUACUUGGGAGGCUGAGGUGGGAGGAUCGCUUGAGCCUAGGAGGUCACGGCUGCAGUGAGUUGAGAUCACACCACUGCACCCCAGCCUGGGUGAAAAAGUGAGACCCUGUCUCAAAAAAAAAAAAACUAAAACCAGGACUGCUUAGAAGGAUGAAUAUUAGGUCUGUGGCAUCUCUGUGUAUUAUCAGAUGGCAGUCAGGGCACUUAGUAAUAAAUUGGGAGAGUGACUUGAGCCAAGCCAGGUCACGUCUCCUAGUCUCCGUUUCCAUGCCUGGGAAAAGAGAUGGUAAAUAAAUCCUACACGAAAAGUAAUUAGUACAGGGCCUGCUAGAGACAGUGGCCUAAUGAAUGUGCUUUUCUUCCCCUUUUGCACAUUGGGCCUUUCCCAAUGAAAGGUGACCCAAAGUUUGCUCAGGAGAAACAAGAAGUCAGAAGAACAACACAAUUUUACGCCUUUUUUUCUAAAGGAUUUAUUUCUCAGCCUCCAUUUUGCAUAAAUAAGUACUCUGUAAGGAUGAAGUAAAUAUAUAUGAAUUUAGUUGUUUGGGGGGAAAUACAUAUAUAUAAAUAAUUAGUCCGUCUUUUAGUCUGAUAGCUUGAAACUCCAUUUUGUUUUCAGUCAAAUGUGAGAGUCUUCCUGGCAACCCCAGCUUGACCCUGUCUUUGGAUCUGGAGCUAGAAACCCAGAUUGGACAGUUGGCGUGCGUGCAGUCCCGAGCGCACUGCCUGGCAGCCCCGGGCCCAUGCUGCCUGUGGUCCCUGGUGGCUGAGUCACCCUGAUCACUGCCUCUGAGGGCUGUACCGUGAACAUACCCUGGAACUUAGCAGGGACACUAAAAGGGAUAAAGGGAGUCAGUCCCAAAGGCAAUCUCUCAACCUUCUUUGUGCCAUGGAUGUCUUGCACUUCUCAGAAUGUUUGUAAAUGCAGAACAUAAAGCAUAUAGGAUUCCAGAGUACAUCAGUUAUAGUGAAAUGCUUUCUAAAGCAAAUGCAUAUAUAGUAAUAUAGGAAUGCCUUUAUUCAUGCAUUAAAUACCAAGCUCUAGUAGUAGGUCCAAUAAUCAUUAUAAUUUUGAAGCAGUAAUGAGCAGAAUCAAUAUUUUGAGACACUGGUAACAAUAUAAUGCGUCAUGAAAAUAUCUGAUUUCUACUGGUGACACAGUCACAGGUAGUAUCACUGUGGUAUGUUCCUAUUUAUAACGGAAAGAAAUGUUUCAUUUCAGCUAGAGGAUAGGAUAGUGAGAAUGAAGAUGUGCUUUUUUACCAUCCAAGUUCAGGGACCCCUGGAAUUUUGAUCAUCACCCAGAAGAUCCCCAUGGGGUCCAUUGACCCAUAUUAAGAACCACUCUUUGCGGGAUUCAUAAGAACCACGGAGUCAGGAUCCACUGGAACCACUGCAGUGUUGUUCCUUCAGCCAGCUAGCCUGCGAGAGUGGUUUCUGAGACUCUGUAGGUAUGGGGCCUGUUCUCUGGGUGCUAGAUAUACCACAGUUCCUGCCCGCAUGGAACUUCCAUUCCAGUGGAAGAGGCUGACAGCAAGCAAGCUAGAUCAUGAAAAUCCAGGGAAGUUAGAGCAUGGUGAGUACUGAGGAGAAAAAUGAAGCCAAGAAAAGGAGAAUGAAGGGUCUGGAUCACAGUGCCUCCUGAGAAAAGCUGGCAUUUGAGCAAAGACCUGAAGGAGGUGAGGGAGGCAGCCAGACAGGGGUCUUGGAAGAGCAUCCCAGGCAGAGGGCACAGCACACACACAUCGUGUGUGUGAAGUGUGGGAAGGGCUCCACACCACAGAGGUGACAGCAGGGGCAGGCACCCAGUGGGGCAGGGCCUUGCCAGCCACAGUAAGGACUUCCGCUUUUCCUGUGAGGUGGGAGCCAUCUGAAGGCUGAACGGAGGACGGCACCAUCCCUGAAAGCCUCCUGCUGCUGGGUACAGAGGCCAGAAGAGGUAGGAGGCCACAGCCAUAAUCCAGGAACGAAAUGACAAUGGCGUGGCCUGGAUGGUGGCGUGUGGUGGUGACAAGUGGUCAGGUUCUGGAUUGAUGGGGAUUUGUGGCCAGAUGAGACGUGGCAUGUCAGAGGGUGCAGAGUCAUGUGUGCCUCAGUGACCAGGCGGUCUUCAGGACGUUCAGAGUGGUUUGUGGUUGCCAGUCUCCUUAAUUUCCCCAUUUACAGGAGGUGAACUUCUGUUUGAAUUAAUAAUGCCAACAUUUAUUGAGCUAACAUUUAUGAAAUUAUACAUAUUAUGUAUUCCCAUGUGAACAGAUGGUUUGUGUUCAGAUGCCAUUGUGCAGAGGAGGCCACAGGACCCAGGGAGGAUGGGGACCUUGCCAAGGUCCCACCGGCAGCAUUCAGAGCUCGGAGCCUCCCGUCAGUUAGUUAGCCCCGGAGCUUGGUCUCCCCGGUGCGGCUGCCAUGAUGGCCAAUGCACAGGCUCGGAUGAGGUGGCGCCCUGGCCGCCCGCCCGUGGCAGGGAUUAGAUCAGGCAUGGCACAUGAGUGUGUCUGGCAGGACGUAGUGGGCAGUCAAAAUGGCAGUUUCCUGCCUCCCUCCCUUCCAGGAGCCUGGGGCUUGACGCAUUGCCUCUCCCAGAACGCUACUCACCCGACUAGGCCAGGGUUUUAUUCUUUUUUCUAUUUAGAUUACUCUUCGGCCUCCAACCUUAUGGCAGCAGAGACGACAGUGUCAACACAUUGAAGCCUUCGUGAGCCAUCCAGUGUUUGUCUCCCCAGGGGAAGUGAGAUGGCUUCCCUGGGCUGGUGUUCUAUGCCUUUGUGUCCUGGCCAGGGCCCAGGACCGGCUGAUGGCAGGGACACUUUGCCGUCUUACUCAUGUAUUGCCGUGACGCUUAAAUACACUUUAUCAACCACUACCAGUUUUUUCUUCAUAUUAGGGAUGGCAUUGGAAGAAGGAAUAGAUAAGUAACGUGUUUGAGCAAAGAAAGAUCUACCCUAUUAAAUUGUUUUAUCUGGUAGGGAUGGUAUUUAAAUAGACUGAAAUCUUUUUAGAAAACUCAUGCAAAGCACAUGUGUAGAGAACUUGAUCUGAUUUACUUGGAACAUGGAAGUACUAAGGAUUUCAGUAGCUCUGGUUUCUUCGUGGGGUUUUAUUUGAAGGGUCCUGGAAGCACUGUAUGCUGGAGGCUGCUGUAUUUCCUGAGGAGCAAAGUGGCCUGAGAGAGAGGGAGCAAUGUCCACAGGCAGGUCUGUGAUUUAGGCAGACAGACGGGGAAAUGUCUGGGGCCCAGCGGGCUUUUCCAAGUAAUCUGUUACUGUCUGGUAUUAGGGUUAGACCAUAUGAAAUGCUGCUUUUGCAGGUUAAAAAUCAGCAAUUUUGUAUGAUUCAACUUGAUACAUAACUCACCCCAUUUCAAGACUUGAGCAGCUACAGUAUUUAUGGGAUUGUUCAUUUAAACAGAACUUAGAACAAUAAAUUUCUAAGAAUUUUUACUAAUCCUGCUCACAGACUAAUCUUGAUUCUUGUCCAUGUGAGCUCAAUCCAGAGCAGUCCCUGAAAGGCCAUAGAUCUAGUGCAGUUCCUGCCUGUGGCAGUGUCCACAGACACAUCCCAGUGUCGGGGUCCCUCGUUCCCUUCGUGAAGAGAACAGAGCCACCUCUUUUCACCACACUGGGACUCCGGGGCAGCAUCAGCCUGCCUCCUUCUUUGCUAAAAAUCACACUGUGCCACAUCUUUAUCCUGCCCCCAAGUGGAGAGACGCACAUGCUCCUCCCACUUUGCUAUGGCACAGCAUUGUCAGCUCUGCAGCAGCCAACAUUCUAGUAAGGGUGUGACCCCUGUUCCCUACUCUUCUCCUUCAGAUAUAAUAUGAUUCCGUACACUUUAUUCAAGAGUUCAUUCUUUACUGUCCUUCCUUUUUUGCUCUGUAUUAGCUGCAUUUAUGUAAAUUUUUCUCCCCCAAAUGACAGUGCCCUUAACUGUAGAUGCUGUUAUGCAUCCUUUUCCUCAGCUGCUCCCAGCAUCUAGCAGAGUACGCGCUGUCUGCCCAGGGUGGUGAACACCCUCCAUCUCUGAAGUGUUGCUUCUGCCUCUGCGUCAUGGACUUUAGUUCCAUAUUGUUGCAGCAUUCGCCUGUCCCUCCCAUGCCUCCCAUGACCAUUUUCUUCAUCCAGGGCUGAGUUUAGAGCCAGGGGAUCUGGCAUCAACACCCAGGUGGCUGUGCAGGGCCUCCUUGAGGAAAAGGGUCUGCAGUAUCCACCACUUUUAGAUACCUUGCACCUCAAGCAUUGGCAAACAUGGCAUUCAAGAAUCGUAGGUGAAGAACAGAGUCCACAUUGGAGCCAUCUCUCUGUGAUGUCCCGUCAGCUUCUGGGCAUGGGGUAGGACACAGGAGAAUAACUUGUAGAUUUGUUUUUCAUAAGUUCACUUUGAAUGCCUUUCUCUAAAAGAAAACUUUUUUGAGACAUGGUCUCACUGUGUUGCCCACGCUAGAGUGCAGUGGUGCAAUCACAGUUCACUGCAGCCUUGACCUCCCAGGCUCAAGCGAUCCUCCAGCCUCAUCCUCCCAAGUAACCAAGACUACAGACAUGCACCAUCACACCCAUCUAGUUUUUAAUGUGUUAGUAGAGACGGGGUCUCAUCACGUUGUCCAGACUGGCCUCAAACUCCUGGGUUCAAAAUAUACUCCUGCAUCAGCUUCCUAAAGUGCUGGGAUUACAUGCAUGAGCCACUGCUCCCAGCCUCUAAGAGGAAUUUUAAUAUAGUCCUCUACCCAAACAGAUGAAAGGCAAUGGCAGACUGCUUUAAAACAAACACAUCCCAUGCAGAACGUGGUCAUCUCCUCCUGGUCUUCACUUCUGAGCAUUUGGCCAUGCUGGUGGCCUCCGUCUGUUUUUAGUGUUAGGAUAUCAGAGGCUCACCUGCAUCCAUUUCUGGUUGUGGCUGAAACAGUCCCCUGCACAGCUCACAGGGGACUGAGAGUGUUUCUGCUUGCUUUUAAGGUGCUUUUUACAACCUUUUCCAUCUCAUCAGGCUUUGAACUUAUUAAUUUUAAAAUCCAAGGCCUCGUUGCUGACUGUGGAUUUUAGCUCUGCACUUUUCCCGGGACCCCCACAGAGGAACUACUGGCAUUUCCCAUGAGUUCCCAUGAGAGGCCAGUGUGUGUGGCUAUGAGCAACUUUUGUUUGGGAGAGACUAACCAUGUGUAUUAAAAUUUGUUUUAUUUUUGUCUUCAUUUUGCUUUUAUACACUUUAUUCCUCACUGCUGGACCUUGCUAAAUUACUAGAGCUUUGAUUUUUCAGGGGCUUUUUCAGGCCCCCAGAUGAACAAGUCAUGGACUUCCCAGUACAUCACCACCCCUUCUCCCUCUUCCUCCCUACUACAGAGAGCUUACAACUGCAUGCCAUGUCUGAGUACAAAGAACAUGGCCAAAACCUUCAUCUACAUGGCUGUUAAGUAUACUUUACUAUAUAAAAUACAUAUCAUGCAGUAUUUUGUUAUUUGAUCUACUUUCUGUUCUGAUAAAUUUCGGAAUUUCACUGAUGUAUACUGGAUUUUGAAGUAUUUUAGCACUUGUCUGUUGUGUGGUGAAGCAGAGAUGCUAAUCCUGGUCCUUCGUGAGCAUCGUCUUCAUCUCACAAAAACAUCCAGACUAUCUCAUUUAUCAGCUGACCUUGUCUCUGUGGUCCUUUGGUCAAAGGUCUUUGUGGUCCUUUUUAAGUAAGGGCUUAUUUUAAAUGAGCUGAGUAGGUUUGUUUGGGGAGUACUUAUACUUGUUGGACCUCAUCUGAGAAACAUUUCAGCCUCAUGAGAUAAGUCAAACUGUUGGUGCAGCUUGCACAGAAAAGUACUGCGUUUUUAGGUUGCAUUUGUAUUGAUACCUUACAUCAAAGAGCUUAUUCCUGUUUUCUCACAGGCUAGCAGCCUCUGGAGAUAUCCUGUGCCUGGCUGCAGCUUCUCCAAAUCCCCUCAGCCCCUUGCAGGGUUUGAGUGCUCCUCCUAGUUUCUUUCUCUCACCUCUUUUAAGAUAUUGUAUGAGAAGCCCCUCCCUGCCCAACCACCUUUUUGGGCUCUGGUUAAAUUACUAGGUGGAACCAUAUGAAAUUGCUAAUAUUGGUUUGCCUAUCACCUAAUCUUGAACUCGGAGCCUUAAUUUCUUCAGCUAUAAAGUGAGAGUAACAAUACUUUCUUCAUAGGAUUUUGUGAGAAUUAUUCAAGAUAAUUUGGGCACACAAUUGACUGGCACAUAGUAGGACUGAUAAUUAUGUCUGAAUGGAGAGACAAAUGGAUAGAAGUGUUACUAGAUGUUUGUUGGCAUCACAUGAAAUGACCCAAUGGCUUGCCACUAAAUUUGCAUAGUCAUUCUUAAAAUGCAGGCUCUUUAGAAUGGGGAGAAUUCACUUAGGAGAUUCUUGGUGCUCACGAGUGAGCCAGAUGUGCACCUCCAGACAGCUGGAGCGGAGGCUCUGCCCAUGCACCAAGUGCUGCUGGGCAGUCAGAUCAACCAGUCACUUUCACAUGGACAGCUUGAGGGUGGACAAUUGCAGAGUUGGAGUAUUUAAUGAUAAUGAUGAUUCUCCCUGGUAAAAAGAGGAAGCGGGCUAGUUUUAAAAAAUAUUCAGAAAUGAGGCUAUUUGGAGAGAUUAGAAUUCAUUUUUUUUUUCAAAAUCAUUCUAAAUAAAUAAAUAGUUUUUUGUUUUCCCAUGUAUGUAUAGCAUGGUGGAAUGUAUUUUCCAGUGUUUCCGAAUAUUGAAAUAGUCUGCUAUUUAGUCUCUCUCAAAGAAUCAUUAACUUUACAUCAAGAUGUUCUAAGGAAAUGCUGUGGCUCUUGUUUUUAAUUUUCUUCCACUCAGGGGGAUUAGGUGGCAUUACCAAGUGAUUUAAAAAUCCAGGUAGGUGCCUUUAAUUUGUGCUGAAAAAAUCCAAAAGCUCAUUAAGUGACUUGCUGAAAUGAAUAUAUACGGCGCUCACCUUUGAAAAGGUUAGCACCGUCACGAGCUCAGGGAGCCACUGCUUGGUCACUCUCCACCCUGCCCUUAGUUGUUUAACCCAUGGUAAUCACCUGGUUUGUGACACAAGGCAGCUCCUUAUAACCAGCAAAGGAGAGCCCUGGCAGCCCUCCACUACAGGCACAAUGAGACAGUCACAGUCUUGGAUCCGUCUCUGUAGAAAAUGUACCUACGUGUUUUAUUCCAUAGUGGUCGGGUCAUCAAGGGAAAAUAAACAUAGCUUCCUCUCAUGAAUUCUGACAGUGAAGACGAUCACCAGCCUUGGAACAACGGUGGUUCCUAUUUCACAGUCCUUACUGUUUCUCGCACCAACUGCUUCUUUAAAAAAUUACAUGACUUUAAUGACCAAAAUAUAAUUUAUUAUUAGUUACAAGUUAACUGAUGUAUAACCCAUUUAUCUCUCCCAUUAAGUCUGUGCAAGUAAUAUUAGUGGAUGUUUCUCAUUGAAGAUAGCCCCUACUUCAACUUUGCAUAGAGGAAAAACCCGGGACACAGGCCUCUUGUAGACAUUAUGGCUGCAUAGAGAGGUGCACACAUGCUAUAGAAGUGACAUUUGGAACCAUCAGAUAAUAAUUGCAUAUAUUUAUGGGGUACAGUGUGAUGUUGUGAUACAUGUAUACAUUGCAGGUUGAUUAGAUCAGGCUAAUCAACUAUUACUUCACAUACUUACAUUUAUUUGUGGUGAGAACACUUAAAAUCUGCUCCCUUUGCAAUUUUGAAAUCUAUAAUACAUUAUUACCUACAGUCACCAUGCUUAAUUUUUUUGCAUAUGGCCAUCCUCCCAUCUCAAGGAUAAUUUUAGAGUAAUUUAUUGCCAGUUUGCAAAUUGUGUCAUACAUUUUAAAAUUAUAUAAAGCCUGGUGCAUGUUUAAGUUUUGGUUUUCUCUUGCAUCAUCCAUUAAACCUGUCUGGUCUUUGAAAUGUCCUCUACCUGCCUGGGAUCCUCUCCCUCUGCCCAGAGCCACUUUCCAAGGCUGUGUCCAGGGCUUUCUGUACAGAUCUCUGUGCUGUGGCACCCUUCCUUCUCCCCCCUCCAGCCUCAUACCUGGCUGCCAGACUCACCACCAUGCAUUGUCAGCCUGCUGUCUACCCUCAGGAGCCUCCUCGCUUCCCUAACAGCAGUGUCAGUCUAGACUCCGGCCUCUCUCCAGUCCUACUUCUUAAGGAGCCCUGUGUUCCCCAGUUCUCUGGGCAUGGCUUCUUGGGAAAUGCCCCAUGAUGUUUUCCUCCUGCCUCCCCCAUCACUCCUGUUCUGGCCUGUGUAGAUUCCACUCAGUCUCAGAGCUACGCUUCAGGGGGACUCGCUCCACAAAGCCCCCAACCACACCAAAAGGGUAUAGCCAUUUCCUUCUCAUGAUGCCUUGCACAUUUGUUCACACCACCAAGAAGCCCUGGGAAGAGUGUCCCAAAGUCAUUCCUGUCAUAUCAGUAGUAUGCUGGGAGACGAUAGGGACCAUGAGUUAACGUCUUUAUGUCCUCCAUGAACUCACAAAAUAAUUACUUCUGAUUGAAAAUAUAUAGAGGCAUUUAAAAAGUUCUCUCGCUCAUGUACUGUCCUUAACCUUUGGGGUCUACGUAGAGUAUAUACUGAGACCAGGUGAUCCCAGUGAUGUACAUACGUGAUGUUUCAUGAAAACAGUGAGAUCUUGUGUCUGCUAUCAACAUACAGACACAGGGAACUCCGAAAGGUAAAGGCAGUAGAGAAAUACAAAGGAAAUUUCUCAAGUGACAUUUUUAAUAUUCACUGGAGAUGAGUGAAAACAGUUGAAACAUCAGUCUACAAAGUAAAUCACCAGUAUACUUGAUCAGGAUCAGAACCUGCUAUAGGUAGAGGCAAGUUUCCAUCAUGUACAAUGACUACUCUCCUUAUCACUGGUCCCUGUGUUUCUGUUUUUAAUUGAGAAAAACACUUCUCAUGAAAUAUUCCCCCACCUGUUGGAGGAAGCAUUCAGGCCAUGGGACAAGGAGGUGAUGUGGCCCUUUCCCAUAAAGGGAAAGAUCUUGCUGCCCUAGGCCUCCACAGGGCCCACAACUUUGAGCCAGAUGCCUGGCCACGGUAGUCAGUGAUUGAGUGGCACUGAGAUCCAGGCCUGCCCUUGUGUCCCUACUCUGGAAUGCCAGGGCUCUACUCCACGUUGCUGUUUUGCCAGCUGCUCCCUGUUAGGUUCCACUGACCGGGUGCCACUAGGUCCAGCAGCUGCUGCUGUGAUCUUGAACAGGCACACCUGUGGCAUCAUUCCCCUCACUGCAGCAUGGUCCUGCAGAUCAGCCCUGAACCCCUCUUUCACAGAUGAGGGGAUGCAGGUUCUGCAGGGCAAACUAGUUGCCUGAGGUCACAGGGCCAGGACUCAGAGGAGUCUGCAUCUGAACUCAGGGCUUUGACUUCAACCCUGCUAUCUGUGAUGACACAUGAAAUAUCAGGCCUGAAUUUCUACCUUCUUUUUUGUUCAGAGUCAUUGCACAGGUGCUUCUACCCUCUUCAGGGUUUUUGAAUGACACCAAGUGGCACAUAAUUAAAAAUAAGGAUUUAUCAGAAAUGGUUCACCCCCUUGGAAGAUAGCAAUGAAAGAAUGACAGUUCAUUCCUGUUCCUCUCAGUGUUUUGAUUAUGGUGCAAAAGGCCUUUACCGUGAGACGCUCUGCUCUCCAGUGUUGAAGCAUGUCACGACUUCAGAAGCCACAUCUGGCACCAAAUUCAUUCUCUCUUUGAAAAUGUCCAUUCAAAAUAAUUAAGAAAACUUUAGAAUUUUGUACUGAUUGUCUUCAAAAUAUCACUGGAAAUAAUUGCAGAAAGAUAAUUUUUUGUGUAAAUGAGGUCAUGUAAAUUUUUCAAAUCUUGCUGCAUGAAGGAAAGAAUCAAAUUAAUGUAGUUUAUUCCUCUAAAUUGUAGCUUCUUAUGACAAUUGUACAGAUAAUGAUUUAGCUAGAAAGUCACCAUUUAUUCCAGAUUAGCUAUAAAAAUGGCCAGUUUUGUGCUACUCUUGGUUCUGGGGGGAGAAAGAAGAAUCUAAUUUAUCUAUCCUUAUUCUUCCUGUUAGCACCAAACAACAAUGUUUGUGGAUUAAUUUAGCACUGAACAUUGCAAGCAUCUUAAAUAAGUUUGAAAGAUUAAACUGAGACAGCAUAAGGGAGUAGGAAGAGGCCAGCAUGUGUAACAGAUCGCCCUGGGUUUGAGUUUCAGCCCUGCUCAUUGCUAGCUGGGUGGUCUCAGAGCAUCACUUUUGUUGCCUGUCUCUGCUUUAUCAUAUGUGGUUUGAGUUUUGCAGGAGGACCCAAUGGGCUCUUGGCUACAAAGAGCUUCAUGAGUGGCAGCCAACUGCACCAACAUUGGGUAGCUUGUUUUUAUUUCAUAGAGAUUGUCUCUUUUAUUCUAAGUGAGAUGUUGCCCCAACAGAACUCAGGCUAAUUAUAGUGUAAUCUCACUAUGAUGGGUUUUAGAAUCCUCCAAUAUACUAUAAUACUCAGUACAACAUUUGAAUAUUAUAGGAUCAAAGAUUUAGAGGAGGGCUGAGAUGCAAGGAAGUACUUUCCUUACAUCUGAGGAGAGAAUAAUGGAUAUGUAGGAGGCACUUAGUAAAUAUCAGAUGGAAGGGUUGGUGAGUAGAUGGGUGAAUGGGUGGGUGGGUGGGUGGAUGGAUGGAUGGAUGGAUGGGUGGGUGGGUGAAUAGAUGGGUGGCAGGCACAAUAAUGGGAAGAAAUGAGGGAUUGAGAGAAGAUGAACCUGGGCUCUCUGAUGUGGAUGGGCCACCACAUUUGGGAUCAUGUCCAGCCUCCUGGCCUUGAGACCAGUGAUACAAUUCUGCCUCACAUAUGAAUUGUGAGGAUCAUCUCCAUGGCUCUUCAAAUAAAAUACAAAAUGGCUCCAAAGGACAUUUUCCUCAUCUGGGUCAUGUCUCAUGCCAUUAAUAUAAAACUGCUGAUUUAAUGGAGCUGCUUUUGAUCUAUCAAGAAAAGACGUACCGAAUUCAAUUUGGCUAUUUUUUUUUCUAAGAGUAAGUGUCUUAAUUUGCAAGAGAAUGAUUUGAUUAUAAUUUUAAGUAAUACUGCAGUUAUAUUUUUAGUCACGAAGAUGAUAUCAAGUGACUCUAUGAGGCUUAAAUGUGGAAAGUCCCAGAGAAUUGUGUGGGUUGGGAAUUUUAUCUUUAACAGCACUGGGGGCUGUUUCUGUUAUUUGUAUAUUUUAUGAGUUUAGGCAGAAUAGAUGGGAUCUGUUACAAGGAAUUUUGCAUAUAAAAUAUAAAAGCAGACAGUUUUCAUUGAAGAGUAAAGUAGAAUUAUCCCAGAAUAUAAAGACAUAAAAAGUUAAGAUAAACACCCAUCAUUUUUUUCUGAAAUUUUAUUUUUAAAGCAUGUGUUAUUAUGAGAGAAUUUCUAAUUCUGAUCUCUCUUCUGACUGCAGCAGACUUUUUAACCUGAAUUCCUUCUGCCUUACUCUUAAAAGUUGAAAAGAUUUAGGUACUCAGAGGUACCUGCUGAAAUGGAGUAGAAAUGUUGAAUCUGUUGUUCAAAUGUCAGAUUCAGGAAGGACCAAGUAUCUGCUCUGCACUUGAUGAUAUAUGUUGUCCAGCUACAAAAGAAAACACCCCUUACAAAAAAAAAAAAUCUUUUUUCCCUUGCACAAUCCAUCCUGGGCCAGAUAUAGUCAUAGCUCAAUAGAAAAUUGCUUUCCUGUUACUGGCAACCUGUGCGGUCACUGGUAUGACAGUGCCUCACGUCAAAUUGCAAGCCGAGGGGCCACUGCAGCAGGUGCAUGGUAACGGUGCCCAGGAGCACUGGAGGACAUGAAGGACACACAAGGCACCCAGUGCUGUACACCACCACUUGAAACGGGGCACCAGGACCAGGGGCAGGAAGACAGCAGCCCCUGGGCUAGCCGGUCGGAGGGAGUUCUAAUGAAGGGAUGAGUGACAGGGGAAGAGACAUCUGCAUGAAUAAGUGCAGGACGCAGGGCUGAUGUGCUGUGCUGCAGACGCUCCCACCCCGCAAGCAGAAUGGCACACAGAUGGGAUUUAGUGAAACUGUCACUCCCGCCUCUGCUCUAACCCACAGGGAUUUCUCUCACUGGCUUGUAAGAGCCAAAAAUACUUGAAAUGCAAGUAUUGAAGUUUAAUUUGCAGGAGAAAACACAGUAAGUUUUCUUUCACCUGAAGUUGUUGGAUAAUAGAGUCCCAACUGGAGAGAGUGGAAGAAGGGCUACAAUUUACUCCUUCAGCUUUCUAUGAAAACAGCAGUGAGUAGAUGGAACUGGGUCUUCUGCUAGUUUUGGCCUCACUAGUCUUUUCUCUUGUUGGGAGAAUUCUGAUCAUAAGAGGCAGGGCCGUGACUGAGAGCCAGGCUCUCAAGUCAGGCUGCUGGUAGCAUCUGAGAGAGGUGGAACAGAACACUUUUCCUCACUGCUCUUCAAUUUCCUCCUCUACAAAAAAAUUAGGAUAGUACAAACCACAGAAGGAAGUUGUGAGGAUUAAAUGAGAUAGAGCCUAUAAAACUUCAACCCAUUAAAAGCACUUGAUCAUUUUCAUUGGCAUCUUUAUUUAAAUGUAAUCUUUGGUUGAUGCAGCAUCAGCAGAGGUGCCUGGCCGGGGGCUCACUUAUGCUCAGGAUGUAGUCUGAUUCACCUGCUGCAGACGCCACACCUGAAGGGCUGUCAGAACAGGGACUUUUUCCUUUGAGGUGCAUUCGUAAAAGGGCAUCCCGUAUGCUGUGUGUUGCUGAUGAUCUCUGAGAUUAUGUCAGUGACGAUGCCUGAACUUCACACUUGAGCCCUGUUGCUUCUUAAGCCUUCCUCUAAGAUCAUUACAGUGUUUCCCUUCCUCACCCCUAAGCAGAAGCAUCACAGGGCUGUAUGACCACCUUGUGGGGUUCUCAGCCCAGUGCCCUUCAGCCAGAGACUCGUUAGCAAACAGGUGGCUUCACUACCCCACUCAAACACGUAGACCUUCAUCAAGACUCAUUAUUUUCAACAGAGCUAUAUGUGUAUAUUUUUUUCUUUACACAGCCUAGAACCAGAUUAGCAGAAGGUGUAGAACAGUACAAUUGAGCCUGUUAUGAAACCAGAGUAAGUCAUUCCAGCAGCCCCUGGGAAUUUUCAUGACCAAUCUUGACAGCAAACAUAAAAAUUUCAAACCACACUAUGUAAGUCACUUAUAUAUACUUCCUGAUCAUCUUUAUUUUUUUUAACCUAACAGUGAACCAAAUGUUAGAACAGAUGUAAAAGGAGUAAAAGAGUUGCUUUUGCCCUGUGGCUGCUCAAAACUACUUUCCAUAACAUUAAUGAGACCCAUAUUCUCCACGCUCAUCUGGUCAUUCUGGUUUGCACAGGACCAGUGUCUGUUGAGGGGCCCAGCCAUGCCUACAGAUGGAGCAGCUCUUCAGAGUGCUGCAGAUAAAGACAUGCUCCAGGGCCGUUUGUUGUGAUGGCUCAACCCUUGUGUCCACUUAGUGUAGCUUCUUCCUAAGUGAGCCAGUUGCAUCACAUGCUGUUAUUAAUAGCCAGAAAUCAGUUGCUUUUAAUAUUAACUGGCCAACAUACUUUUGCUACUUCUGAUCAUGAGGGAGCUUUGUGUUAUUAGAAUUCCCCCAAAUUUCCAGUGAGGUUUCAAUAAUUGUGGCAUUAUUUUUUUUGCUCUGAUAGGUCUGUGGGGUGUAUUGAGUUUCAAGUGUGGGUCAGCAGUAAUAUUUAUCACUCAGGUGUGCUUUGCAACCCAGCGUACCACUCAAGCAGUCUGAAUCGGCCAGGAAGGCCGCUUGGCAACCUUCACAUCAGCUUCUUUCCUCAUUUUGUAAGUCACUUUCAUUUGGUAAACCCCUAACUUUUCUUGGAGUUUCUUCUUGACAUCUGAUAACUUGGUAUCAGAUGAAUAUCUUCCUGGAAAACUGAGAUGCCUUUAAGCUAUUAAAAUUAUUUCAUAGAAGCAUAGAAAUACUAUUUUCUGCUUCCAGAGGUAGUGAUAUUUAUUAUUUUAAAACGCACAGAAGAAAAAACAAAUAAAGCUAAACUUUUGUAAAUACCAUGAAAAGGAAUUAUUUCCCCAAAAUUGCUUUCAGAAAUGAAAAACGAAGAAAAUCUGUACACAACUUGGUGCAAAUACUUUGGACCACAAAAUUCAGUUGUGUCGUGCCUGAGCCUAGUCUGAUUUCACGUGGGCCUAAGAGAUUGUUUAUAGGUAACAAUUAAGAAUGUCUCAAAGGAAUGGAUAACCAGAGUAUCUGCUAUAGAUGUUUUCUUAUACUUGUCAGUUUCAUUUACUUGUUAUCUAUCGUAUAUCAUAUAUCAUGAUCCUAUUUAAUUUCUAGAAUCAACCUAGAUAUGAACUAUUCUGUAGGCCAAAUGAAAGUCGCUUUUGCCUUCAAAAUAGAAUGGUCGAAGAGUAAACAUUGGAUAAUUCAAUUCAAAUUAUGUUGCACUAAAUAGUACCUGUAACGUAUUUUAUUUAAUAAUAUUUUUUUCUCUUAGAGUCAGUGAUGAUAGAAACAGAGUUUACAAUUCAUGUGUGUUGCUCUUUAAUUGUCUACUCUUUUUAUACUUUGCCACAAACAGGAUUUAAGACAUUUAGAGGCAGUUCUGCAUUUCUUCUUUUUUUUUUUUAAUUAUACUUUAAGUUUUAGGGUACAUGUGCACAACGUGCAGAUUAGUUACAUAUGUAUAUAUGUGCCAUGUUGGUGUGCUGCACCCAUUAACUCAUCAUUUAACAUUAGGUCAGUUCUGCAUUUCUAAUUAUUUUCCGUUUUGUUGUCACUUCAUGGAUAUUAAAUGCCCCAAAAAUGUCAGCAGUGGUCCUUUCUAUAUUAAGGUUGGGAGUACAUUUUUUAGCUUCUAACAUAUGAUGUCUUUAGGACGAGUGAAAAUCUGUGAAAGAGAAACACGGUUCAAGUGACAUUGACUCCCUUCCUCCCAGAAAUCAAGUUAUUGGCGUCAGCAUGGCAGAACUCAGGGCUUCUAUUGUUCAUAUUGAUUCGUCACUUUUUCUGUCGUUUUCAUCAUUGAAGUAGCCUGUUGAAUCUUUUCUCACUCAAUUUGACAGCACUUUCUCUAGACUUGAAAUAGGCUGAAUGACGAAUUUUCUUGUCACUUACAUUUUUACUGAUGUGAGACUUUGAGCGACGGUGUCACGGGGCAUUUUCUCACUUGGUGAUUUGCAGAAGGUGAGGUGCACUGGGAGAAUUGGAGAAGAUGGAAAUGGAAAAUGCUAUAAUUAAGGAUGUGCUCCUUCACAAAUCAAUCCCCUGGGAAGAACUGAUUUGAACAUUUCUAAUAACAGCAUAGUCCAAAUCCGUUGCAUGUGUGGAGCGCCUCGGAUUCUAGGAGGGAGACCUUCAGCUCCCUAUGCCGGAAGGACAUAGGAAUAUGAGAACAGACCAUCUCCAAAAGUCUGUAAUUUAAUAGCCUGAAGAAAAUCUUUUUCUCAUUUCCAUUUGCUCUUAUCAUUUCCUCAGAAUUAUUCUUAAACUUGGUUAUAUGGUAUUUUCUUCUUUUUGAGCAGUAGUGGACUGUUUCUCUCCAGGAGUGUAUCAUUAGGGUUUGAAACUUAAUCUAAUAUCUUAUACCUCCAUGUGUUUAAUUUCCUUUUCCAAAACAUCCAUUUUAUUUGGUUACAUUGUUGAGUAAAGUCAUCCUCUUUACCUGUUACCAGGCUGUGACAUUUACUUUCAAUGAUUCAUUUAUUUGUGGCCUUAAACAGUCCUAGAAUUUAAAUUUACAUUAUAUUGAAA